Molecule: messenger RNA, 2205 nt
Organism: Syngnathus typhle (broad-nosed pipefish)
Lineage: Eukaryota; Metazoa; Chordata; Actinopteri; Syngnathiformes; Syngnathidae
Gene: smpd2b
Product: sphingomyelin phosphodiesterase 2b
Exons: 11
Coding region: 286-1590 (434 amino acids)
Cellular component (GO): cytoplasm
Molecular function (GO): sphingomyelin phosphodiesterase activity
Source: RefSeq, a predicted model, not a curated record
GAAAUGAUCGUGUGCCCCAAUGACGUCACACGUAAUCAAACAUUCCACGCCUUUUAUGCGCUCUGUUUACAAUUUGCUUAGCAAAGCUGCGUAGCCGAGAUCCCUGCGAUGUUGCCUUUAACCAUCAUGAAGUAACAACAACAACUUUGACGACGUAAGUGGGCUACUUUCAGUCGACUUAGCUCGUCGGUAGCCCCAGGAAGUGUUCUGGACCCGAGAGACUGUGAGAACCCACACUGAGCCUGAUCCGCAAACAGCUCGUCCAGGAUCUGAUGCGCCACCAUCAUGGAUCACCAGGACUCUAUCAGCAUCCGCGUGUUCUCUCUCAACUGCUGGGGGGUGCGCUACCUGAGCAAGCAUUGCUCUCGGAGGUACGCCAUGAUCGGCGACAUGCUGCUCCAAGAAGAGCACGACGUGGUCCUCCUCCAAGAAGUGUGGAGUGAAAAAGACUACCUGUUCCUGAGAAAGAAACUGGCCGCUAGCCACGUCCACUCACAUUACUUUAAGAGCGGUGUUAUCGGCAGUGGAUUGGCUAUUUUCUCCAAGUACAGAAUCCAAGACACAUUUCUUUACCGCUAUUCCCUCAAUGGCUACCCAUACAUGGCUCACCACGGGGACUGGUUUGGAGGCAAGGCAGUCGGACUGGCCGUCCUGAACAUCGGCGCGCUGACCGCCAACUUCUACCUGACUCACCUGCACGCCGAGUACUGUCGGGAGAGGGACGCUUAUCUGCCUCACCGGGUGGUCCAGGCCUGGGAACUGCAGCAGUUCGUCCGCCACACAUCCGCCGGUGCCGACGUGGUGGUCCUCGGCGGCGACCUCAACAUGCACCCUCAGGACCUGGGCAACCGGCUCCUGACGACCUACACGGAACUGCGAGACGCCUACGCGGAGACUGAUAACUUUGACGGAUGUGAAGACGGUCUGACUCUGAUACUGGACAAUCCCUUCAUCAGCCAGAAGGUGAUCGCUCCCUUUGAGAAAGGCAUCCGAAUCGACUACAUCCUCUUCAAGGGUUCUUGCAAAGCUGACAUCAAGUGCGUGUCCAUGCGCACCACCAAAGGCUCCGUCCCGGGACAGGCUUUUCCCUACUCGGACCACGAGGCUCUGACGGCCGUGUUCACGCUCGCCCCGAGCGAAGCCGCCGGGGACCUUGGGUCGAGUAGUCGCGACUGUGAAGGAGGGGAGGUGGCCCGACUCGUGGACAUAUUGACGGAGGCCCGCACCGAGGUGAAAGUGGGCGUGCACUGCGCCGAGCGGAUGCGCUACACGGCAGGCCGCACGGCGGCCAUGGGCCUGGCCCUGCUCCUGCUGGAGCUGGCAAUCGCGGCCGUGCCCUGGCUCACGCUGGGAGCGGAGCAGGCCUUCCCGCUCACCUCCUUUUACCUGCUGGUGGCGCUGUGCUUGGCCAUCCUGCUGUGCACUUCGCUGCUCUUCAUCUUCUACACCAUGGAACUCAAGUCCCUGCAGGGCACCGAGGACCAGAUGAGGCUGGCCAUGGGCGGCCUGCAGGAGAAACUGCGGGGCUUCCCCGCGGCCAAGCCCCCCGAGGAUCCCAAGCCCGGCCACGUGUUCACCGCUGAGGAGUAAUGAGCCUGUUGAAAUCUUAGCCAUCCAUUUUCUGGACCACUUAUCAAAUGUUUGGAAACACUUUGCAGCUCCUAAAGUGUAUCAGAACAUUUGCAAAAUAGUGAAGUGCUUUAAAAAAAUCAGCCAAUCAUGAAGACAACAUCGAAAGCUAACCUUAAUUGAAUGCUUUGGACUCUUCUUAUGCUCCUUGUGGUCACUCCAGCUUCACUGUGACAAUGUUAAAUGCUGUACUGCUAAUAUAGUGUUCUUAAAGGCCAUCGGUGCAUCUUUCAUUCCGCCCACCCAGCACUUUGAGGGGGACCACAUAUUAGUGCGUUUACUAAAUGUACUUGAACAUUCACUCCAUUGAGCACACUCGUGCAGCUUUAAUCCCAAAACAUUUCACUCUCAGAAGGAAUUGUCAAUUGUUUGUACCAUGAAGUCAAUCUUCCUUGAUUUGAAUCCUGAAAAGAGAUGUCAAUGGUUGUAUCAUUUCAUUUGAUUAUUAGAGUGCAGUGCACUUAGUGUUAGUUGAUCAAUUUCCUUAGUACACAUGGCUGAGCCACAUGUUUCACUCAAGUUAUUUUACCGUGUUAAGCUUUCAUGGCAAAAAAAAUGAAUAAAUGAUUCAUUCCA